AGGCUGCUUAUUUUUGCCAAAUUAAAAAAAAAUAAUAAUCUUCUUUUCCUGUGUUCUUUAGCUAUUUCCUGCUGUAGAGAGCACUUUUAAGAAAGGAAGACUUUCCAUGACCUCUGCCUACCAUCCAUAAAAUACUCAUUCCCUUCUUAGCUCUGCCUGCAGUUGAGCACAAAGACCUGGAGGAGACUCCCACAGCCUUCAAGGAGAAGAAAGGAGGCAGCGAAGCUGAUUAAGAGGAACUUGUGGCUUGUGGCCUUUUUGUGCACAGGCUGCCUGAAAGGAGAGGAAAGUGCAUUAAAGCCACAGUGGCAGUUAAUGAGCUGUGAGAUGAGGAGCUGCUGCUGACCCCGGUCCCAGGAUCCCACUGCUGCCCUUUGUGCUUCGUGUACAUGUGUCUAUUCAGGCCGGCCGGAGGCGCCCAGAAGAACAUCCACCACGGCUGCUGGGGAAAGACCACCCGCCAUGCCCACGGAGACACUACAGACAGGUAGCAUGGUGAAGCCGGUGAGCCCCGCCGGCACCUUCACAUCUGCGGUGCCCCUGCGCAUCCUCAACAAAGGGCCAGACUACUUCCGUAGGCAGGCCGAGCCCAACCCCAAGAGACUCAGUGCGGUGGAAAGGCUGGAAGCCGACAAGGCCAAGUACGUCAAGAGCCAGGAGGUGAUCAACGCGAAGCAGGAGCCCGUGAAGCCAGCUGUGCUGGCCAAGCCCCCGGUGUGCCCAGGCGCCAAGCGUGCCCUGGGCAGCCCCACGCUCAAGGUGUUCGGCAACCACGCUAAGACCGAGAGCGGCGUGCAGCGCGAGAACCUCAAGCUUGAGAUCCUGAAGAACAUCAUCAACAGCUCCGAGGGCUCCAGCUCGGGCUCAGGCCACAAGCACAGCUCCCGCAACUGGCCACCGCACAGGGCAGAUGCCACCGACCUGCACCGCCACUCCUUCGCUGAGUCCCUGAAGGUCUACCCCACGCCAGGCCGUGGCAGCCCCCAGGAAAGCAGCUCUCACGUGAGCAGGAGGCUGCUGGAGCAGUCAUCCGAGUCCUUCCUGCAUGUCUCCCACAGCUCCUCAGACAUCCGCAAAGUGACCAACGUGAAGCCCCUCAAAGCGAUCCCCUGCAGCAGCUCUGCCCCUCCCCUGCCUCCGAAGCCCAAGGUCGCAGCCGUGAAGUCCCCUGAAGCAGACCCUGUGGAACCAGCUUGUGGCGUCAGCCGAAGACCCUCUCUUCAGCGGUCUAAGUCAGACUUGAGUGACAGAUAUUUCCGAGUGGAUGCGGAUGUGGAGAGGUUCUUCAACUACUGUGGACUGGACCCUGAAGAGCUGGAAAACCUUGGCAUGGAAAACUUUGCAAGGGCUAAUUCUGACAUCAUAUCCCUCAACUUCCGCAGUGCAAGCAUGAUCAGCUCAGACUGUGAACAGUCUCAGGACAGUAACAGUGACCUUAGGAAUGAUGACAGUGCCAAUGACCGCGUGCCAUAUGGCAUUUCUGCCAUUGAAAGAAAUGCUAGGAUCAUCAAGUGGUUAUAUAGCAUCAAACAAGCUAGAGAGUCACAGAAGGUAUCCCACGUGUAAGAGACAGUGCUGGAAAAGAGGGAGGGGCAGGUCUGUCUGUGCAUACACAGUUGUGAAGGUUGUGAGGUCUCCUUGAAGUGUUGUGAGCUUCUCCACUCCUUGUGUUGCUUGUUGUGCAAUGUUUUCAAGUUGCAUGCCUGUCAACAUGGCGGCUGGCCUGGCUUCCUCUUCACAUCCCUGCAGAGCCUGGCUGAACACUCAUCUGCCACAACUUUCAGGCCAGAAUCUAAUUAGGGCUUUGCUGUUAAGCAAAACUGUUUACAGGAAAGAUGGUAUACAAUUUCUUCAAUAUUUAUGUGGUUCUUGUGUUUUUAUAUCCCACGCUAUUGUGUCUUAAUUAAAAGUUUUAUCAACUGGC
Molecule: messenger RNA, 1924 nt
Organism: Castor canadensis (American beaver)
Lineage: Eukaryota; Metazoa; Chordata; Mammalia; Rodentia; Castoridae
Source: RefSeq, a predicted model, not a curated record